Messenger RNA from Paramecium tetraurelia, 621 nucleotides. RefSeq lists its product as uncharacterized. Gene Ontology annotation, molecular function: nucleic acid binding. The transcript has 4 exons. The record is from RefSeq and is a predicted model, not a curated record. Lineage: Eukaryota; Ciliophora; Oligohymenophorea; Peniculida; Parameciidae.
AUGAAGAGAAAACUUUACAAAUUGUCAUUGUUUAAGGAGAUAGAUGAGUUCAAUCAAAAGGAUAGUGAUGGACAUUAGAGUGAUGAUUCCUCUACAUCUGAUGACUUUCUGAAUACCACGUUCGAAGCAUAUGAGUCUCAAAUAUUUAUAAGCAGCAAUCAAACACCCAUACAUUCUGAAUAAUUGCAAUUCAUUCAAGGAGUAUUUGAUAAAUCAGAGGAGAGUGAGCAAUCUUUUGAUUUCAACAUCACUAAUAUUGAAGGAGACAAUAGAACAACCCUGAUGAUGAGAAACAUUCCAUAGAACUAUACUAAAGAAAUGCUGAUUAUGGAAAUUGAUUCAAAAUUCAAAAAUAAAUUUGAUUAUAUCAAUUUACCAUUUGAUGGUACUGUUAAUCCUGGUUAUGCAUUUAUCAAUCUCAAAUCAAAGUCAUACCUUAAAGACUUCUAUAAUUAUUUCAAUGGCAGAAAAUGGAAGACCAAUCCAUAAAAUAAACCUUGCUAUUUAAAAUAUGCCAAAAUAUAGCAUAGGAAAUUUAAGCAAAUCAAUCCAUAGAUAUAUUUACAACAAAGCAGUGUUAUCAAACUUAUUUAAAGUUAGAAAUAAUAAUGCAGUUUUUGA